This is a messenger RNA of Arctia plantaginis, 705 nucleotides long. The record is from the annotation of a GenBank genome assembly. Lineage: Eukaryota; Metazoa; Arthropoda; Insecta; Lepidoptera; Erebidae.
AUGAAUAUUUCAACAUCUACUUGGGACCCUAUGAUCAUUUACAUUACUGUGCAAAAAUUGGAUUAUGACACGCAUAAAGAUUGGGAAUCCCAUGUGAGUCGUGAGUAUCAAACUGAACUACCUACUUUACAAAAUAUGAUUACCUUCUUGGAUAGUAGAAUACACACAUUAGAGUUAACCUGUUCGCCUUCUUCAAGCUCUCAAAAAUCAUUUAAGACUAUAGAACGUUCGUGUCAUUCGUCAGCCGUAAAUAUUAUGUGUAAAUUAUGUAAAGGCCAGCAUCUCCUCUGUCACUGUAAAGAAUUUGUGAAACUUGAUCCAGAGAAGAAAAGUGAAGUCGUCAAGAGCAAUCGAUUAUGCUACAAUUGCUUGUCACCAGGCCAUCCAGUGUAUUAUUGUAAGCAGAAGACUUCUUGUAAGAUAUGUGGAAAGCGACACCAUUCACUUCUUCAUCAUGGUAAGAAGAGAGAAGAUUUUCAGGAUACAGAGAAGAAUGCAACAACACCUGAAAUCUCAAUGAACACGCUUAAUGAACAACAAGAAAAUCUUCUGGAUGAGUCUAUCAUAGUGAACUUCGCACACAAGCAGAGAAGAGCGUUAUUAGCAACAGCGUUGGUUCCGGUCCGGAUGCUCAAUCACAGGAAUUGGCAGCACCACAACUCCAGUGCGUUAUGUGGUACAGUUGGAGAUAUCCUCACAGUAUGA